AUGAGAUACACAGAGAAAAUAUAGAAAUGUUAUAAUUUGUAGUAGUUCUUACUAAUUUAGGUUAAAUUUAAAUUGCAAAAAUUAGAAACAAAUAAGAUUAGGAUUUAAAAAAAGGUGAGAUGGAAGCUUUUUCAUUAUCAGCUGAAUACGAAGAAAUAAUGAAGCAAAGAAAGGAAUAUUGGGAUUCAUUAUUUCAAAAAUUUGCGUCUGUAACUGAAGAAGAAGACUAUUCAAUAAAUGAUAUAGUUAAUAAUUCCUCUUUUGAGAAAAGAAUGAACAGUCUUCUUGAAAAGGAAAAAGCGAAUAACUUACCGUUUUCAUCACUUAUGCAACAGAAAAGGUUAAUUUCCAGAAUUUCUCUGAAAGCAAACUUGAAAACAAAUGCUAAACUAUACAAGGGAAUAUUAUCAAGCCAUAAUUCAUUAAGUCGGUACAGUUUAAGACAAAAUAAUUCUUCACAAAGUCAACUAAGACAAACUGACAAUUAUGCAGAGAGCAUAAGUAACUCAGUUCAUACAAAUAAGACUAAAUGUAAAAAAAAUAAACCUGAAGAAAUAUUUACAUUAGAAAAUGGUAAAACAUACAGAGAACAUAAUUUGGACAUGGGAAUUAAUCAUAUGAACGUUAUAUAUGAUUUUUUUCUAAAAAACUAUAAUGAGAAUAUUGACUUUGCUACAUUUUCAUGGGUAAAAAAUAUCAUAGAAGAAGACUCCAGUGGAGCUAUUGAGGAAUCAUUAAAAGAUAGGGAAUUUACUAUUAAUAAAAUAGUAGCACUCUCCAAAGUGCUUCCUAAAGAUGAGGUCUUAAAGUACUUUAGGUUUUACCUGCAAUAUGUAAAAUUAUAUCAAUAUGUCUGUAACAAGAACAUUGACUUUGCUACAUUUUUAUGGGUAAAAAAUAUUAUAGAAGAUAAUUGCAAUAGAGCUAUUGAAGAAUCAUUAAAAGACAAAGGAUUUACUAGAAAUAAAAUAAUAACACUUGUUAAACUGCUUCCUAAAGAUGAUGUCCUAAAGUACUUCAGAUUUUACCUGCAAUAUAUUAAAUUACAUCAGUAUGGAAUCGUUGAAUGCUAAUAUUCUUCAAGGCUAUUCUGUGAAUGUUAGGUACAAGUAACAAAAUACGUAAAUGUUAACAUGUACCACUAUGUCCGAAGAGAGGGAAACACGUCGCUAGUACAAGUUGUCGUCUAAUAAACUUUUUCUCUGCUUUUGAUGUAUCUCUGAAAAGUAAAAAUUUAUUUUUUUUUAUUUUUCGAUUAAAUAUUUUUAUUCAUACAAAUCUUUACACACUGUUAGUACUACACGAGAUUAAUUUUGCUUAUAUUGUGUGUUCUAUGAAAUGUGCCCAUUCAAAUCAAUUAUUUUUUUGUGAAUGAUAUUUUGAUUUAUAAAUUGCCAACUUAGCAAGAUGAAUGUAUAGUACUAUUAGCAUAGCUUAAAUGAAUUGUAAAAUUGUUUCCGAUAUUAUUUAAUCUUGAAUUAGAAUGUACAUACGUAGUAAAAAUGGAAUUUUUAGUAGUAGUAGUAUUUAGUGAACAAAAGGUAUACAUUAACAAAAAAUUAUCACAUAAA
Agrilus planipennis (emerald ash borer) is the source of this 1571-nucleotide messenger RNA. RefSeq lists its product as uncharacterized. The transcript is spliced from 5 exons. The record is from RefSeq and is a predicted model, not a curated record. Lineage: Eukaryota; Metazoa; Arthropoda; Insecta; Coleoptera; Buprestidae. The coding region runs from base 120 to 1073 and encodes 317 amino acids.